Messenger RNA from Nilaparvata lugens (brown planthopper), 2280 nucleotides. Its product is annotated as NEDD8 ultimate buster 1. The transcript is spliced from 10 exons. Gene Ontology annotation, biological process: regulation of ubiquitin-dependent protein catabolic process. Gene Ontology annotation, molecular function: protein binding. Lineage: Eukaryota; Metazoa; Arthropoda; Insecta; Hemiptera; Delphacidae. The record is from RefSeq and is a predicted model, not a curated record. The coding region runs from base 142 to 1950 and encodes 602 amino acids.
CUUUUAAAUUUUGUUGGUGCGUUAUCAAAACAUUUUUGCCAGUCAAAUGGAUUGAGUCAUUGUUUUUGAAAAUCUGAAACAUUUUUCCUUAUAGUUUUUUCUGUUAGGGAACUUUUUUCUUGCAACAUAUCAAGGGUGAAAAUGAAUUGCUCGGUUUCUGAAGAUGGAUCAUUGUGUAACGAAUUUAUUUCAUUAAGAUUUCGUGAGAAGUUGAAAAAUGAUUCAAUUAAAUUGUGGUUGCCCCCUUACUAUUCUGUUGAAAAUAAAGGUCAAAGCGAGGAGGAAAAAAGAGCUUUUCAGGAGCUGGUUGAGAAAUUUGCAGUAGCUCUAAACCUUGACAUUUCUGUGUGUCACGACAUAUUGUGCCAAUUCCAGCAGAAUGCCCUGAAACACCUGCAGGAACGCAGUGAAUACAAAGAAACGGGCGUGGCUACGAUACGCGUGAAGGUGUCUGGUGCUCAGAAUGAUGUCUGCCAAAAAACGAUCAACGUUUCGACGAAAUUGGAUGUCCCAGUCUCUGAUGUACAGAAAAUGAUCGCUGACAAACUCGGCUUGUCUGCUGAAAGAUUGAAGCUAAUAGCCGGCGGCCAGGUGAUGAAAUCGGACCAGCAGCUGAUGAUGUACGGCAUCCAAAAUGGCUGCCAGCUGAUGGCAAUUAUCCUGGGCGCAUGCGCCGGAGAGAAGUUGCGUGCGGAGGAGGUGCAACUGCGCUCCGUGCAACAGAUGCGAGCCGACAUUGGACUGCUCGCCAACAGCACCAACCAAGUCGAUCCCUAUCUACAGAUAACAGACCAAGCCGGUAAUUCUUUGUACCUGCCAGACGAGGAGAGGCGAUCUCUGGUGACAGCCAUGACUCUUCACGAAAAAGGACGAGCUGCCAUGAAAAGAAAUGACUAUGCACUGGCUUUGAUCUUCCUACUUGAAGCUGACAAGGAGUUCAGCUCAUGCAGGUCUCAGCUGCUGGAACGUGUGGACAACUUUGCGCUGUUGAAUAUGGACAUAGCGUGGUGUUACCUGUUUCUGGAGAACCUGGCUCUGUUGCCCGACGCCGAGCAGAGACUGAAGCAGUGCGAGGCCAAGUUCAAAUACAGUUAUGGGCCCAAUCUGGAGCGCAUUGUCGAGCUUAAAGGCAGUGCUGGCAAUGAGGCAACAUUGUUGUUGCGUCUGCAUCUGUUGCAAGGAAUCGUGCUAUUCCACCAGAACAAGACUGACGCCGCCCUCAUUCUACUCAACGAAGCCAAAGCUGAGCUCACCAGUCUCAAACAGAUCGACUCUAGUCUGCCCGUUCUGCUCCAAAUGGGCUUUACUCCGGCAGAAGGCAGAUUGGGCCUUCGUGCUACCAAAGGUCACGUGGAGGACGCAAUCGUUCACAUUGAGAAGCGCAGACAAGAACUGAAGGCAGCUCGUGAGAGGGACGGCCUUGAACGUGAGAGCCGUAAGAUGGGCAAAUGUGUGGACGGGCAGCAGUGGGUGAGCGAGGUGGUGGUGUCGCAGUUGGUGGGCAUGGGCUUCCAGAGGGAGUUGGCCGUCGAGGCGGCAAGAAACAGCAAUAAUGUCAUUCAUGAGGCCAUCACGCUCAUCAACGAGCAGCCACAUGUGCUCACGCAACAGCUCAUGCGCACGCUGUUGCACAAGAUAACUGAUCUGGGAUUUCUAUCGACAAUGGCUAAGCUUGCUCUGAGAAAAAACAAUUUCAAUGUGGAGAGAGCAAUUGAGGAGUUGACUGUCUGUAAUGGCUAUAUUGAAGGCGAAGUUUCUGACGAGGACAUACCUUCCACAAGUACAGGCAAAACAUUGAAAGACGCAGGCAAGAUUCUUAAAAGAGAAAGUGAAGCUUUCAGCAGAAUCAGAGAAGACAUAAACGAGACUGGAGUUGAUGAUUAUUUGGAUUCAACUCUCGAAGAAGAAGAACGCUUUCUUCUCCGUUAUCUGUCUAUUCUUCAAUCGUGAAUAAGCGCUCACAAAAAUCAUCCUGCUACCUCAACUACUUAAAUUCGAGUACCUUAAUUCCCCAGUGAUGUGUAAAGAUGAAAAAUCAUAAUUUUUAAAGUUGAGACUUUCUUUAAAUCACUUGAAAAUUGUUAUUUUGAUAUUUUCUAUCAACUAACAGCUACCUGUUCAUUACUAACAGAAGUAAUGAAAAAAUGUUUGUUUUUGAUUCGUGUGACAUUUAAUUGGCGGCAACACCCAUAACUACAUCAAAGUUUGACUUUAUCUGAAAUUUGUUAAUAAAAAUUGUUUAUAUUUAUUUAUAGUCCUACAUUAUACAUUUGAUUUCUU